AAAGUGCUGGGAUUACAGACAUGAGCCACCAUGCCCCAUGGCUGAGUUUUAAGCUACCAACUUAAUGCCACUGAAUGUGGAGCUGGGGAGAGAUACACACACUGGGCUCUUACGAGCCCGUAGGCACUAGCUUCAGCGCAUCCUCGUUACUGUUCACUAGAACUUGAUAUGGUCUCUGAUAAGAGGAGUAACUUGAAGAGGAGGAUGUGACUGGCUUCACAAUGGGUAGAAGGUAGUCCACUUCUUCCUCUGUAGUCCAGUACUUCCUCUGUAGGCUAGACUCUCUCCUCAUGAGAGCAUGGAGCAAAGAAACAGAACCCAACACAAGGCCUCCUGAGGUAGAAGAAACACUUAAAACGAGUUAAAGGAACAAUAUCAGGAGAAUUAGUUAAUCCAACAGCAACAUUAGAGUUUCAGAAAGCUACCUGGCAUCUUCAACAAGAAGUAUGACCCGUAGAAAAGGAGCAUUAAGAAACAAGGAGGGAGCAUGCUGUGAUGAAAAGACAUUAGAGCCAACUGAAAAGUUGGUGCAUAAAGUAAAAGAUUGCAGGGAUACAAAAUGUGCAGUUGCAGAAUUUAAAGAAUCCACAGUGAAGUCAAUAAAGGCAAAGGGGGCAUGGAAAAUAGAAUCAAAUCAAAUUGGUAUUAUGGAGAACAGAUUGGGGUAUGCUUUCCCACAAGGCAAAAGAAGGAAAGAAAAGCAGUGAGAGAGAAAACGAUAGAAAUGGAGAACAGAGAUGAGAGCUCUAAACUCAGAAUUAUAGGAAAAACUUUGAAAGAAGAACCAUUUAAUGGAAGAAAUUACCAAAGGAAUAAUUGAAGGGAACAUUCCUGAACUAGAAAGAACCUGUAUCUACAGAUCCAAAAGACUCAUUAUGUUCCAGGAAAAUUAAAGGGAGAGAGCUCCACACUACACUCAUUUUGUCAUUAAUAAAAUUCUAACGUAAUGAAAAAGAAAGUUUUCAAUUAUAAACGCAUAAAGCAAGUUGCCUAUAGAGGAAACCAAACCAGGCCAGCCUCUGUUUUCUCUUCAUUACUUUAAAUGCUGAAAGACAUUCUACGAAGUUUUGAGGCAAAAAGUUUUCUAGCCUGAGAAUUAUCUAGUCAACCCAGUGUCUUUUACGUGUGAAGAUGAAAGAAAUGCCUUGUGGUAUGGGAAUUUGCAGAGUCCAGAGCCGAGGGAGGACUGAGGAUGAAGAGCUUGGGGAAGUUUGCAAAACUUCAGGAAUGAAGCAGAGCACUCUUCCUGUAUUUGGGAUUGUUUGCCUUUAAGACCUGAGAGGUGCAUGUGUUGUUCAUGUUUAUUUUGUAAUAAGGAGCAUGGAGUUCUACCACCAGUAAAUACGGUAAAACAUUUUUAAAAAGUAAAAACCAUAAACUAGUGAAGUAGGCCAGGUAACCAUCAUUUUUUUUUUUUUUCUACUUUGUUGAUGAGACACUGAGGCUGAAAGAGGCUUAUGAGGGCUCCUAAGUGGCAGAACUAGGCCAGGAAUUCACUUCUUUUGACUCCUGUUGAAUAUACUAAGGGCCCUAUCUCUACCACCUUGUCCUUUUGGAAAGCAACAGUCAGGAUGACAGUGGCCUGUAUGUACAUGGCACCUGGGCAAAGCAGAAAAGCGAGGUGAAUGAAUGAUGCUGGGAAGCCCAGCUUGAGUUGCUUUGUUCAUUUGUUAAUUCAGCCAUCCAGCAUUUCUUGAAUGUUCAUUAUGUGUUGGGCGUGGUGCUAGGUGUUAGAAUUAUGUGGAUGAAUACAACACAAGUCCUGCCUGUUCCCAAGAGACUCACGGUACUGCCGUAAGGGAGAAAUACCCUCAUGUACUCGAUAAUAAUGCCUAUGAUCUAGCAACUGGACAGGGGUAAUCAUAUAGACCAGGCACAGUCUAAGACAUUGGUUCUGACUCUAGGCCUUCAGAACCACCGAGAGGGCUUGGUAAAAGCCAGCGUGUUGGGCCGCAGCUCUGGAGCCCUGAUUCAGUAAGUGGAGCUCAAUAACUUGCAUUUCCACCAAGCUUCAGAAUAAGUAAGAGUUCCCCAGUUGGAGAAUGUAUUUUAGACUAGGAAAAAAUAUUCCAUCUGGCAGUUUUGGAGGGGAGGGAGGAAGUAUUCUGGAACUUAUUUGGGUAUAAGACACAUCUAGCCAAGCAGGAUUCCCCUGGCCAUUCGGAGAAAUAAUUCUCUAGGUUUAUGCUGUUCAUUUUGGAGUGUACCCAUAGGUCUAUGGCUCUGCAGGGCAAAAUUACCAAGUGUUGAGUGUGAAAGAGACUUUAGUCCCAACCCAUUCAUUGCUAAGGCAAGUGUGGGUCAUAAGAGAUCCACAAAGUGUGGGUAAAAGACUCAGAGUGGCUUGUCUAGCAUCUGACUGCCUGUGAACAGCAGAGCUAGGAAUAAAGGCUGAGUUCUGGAUUCCUAUCUCAGUAUUCUUUCCAAAUACAUCUAUUUCCUUUCCUUGCCCUUUUGUUUGCUUGGGGCUGACAAGGCUGUUAUCUCUUAAGCAAUUUUAUCUUUCCUAUCCUCCUCCACUCCCAGCCCCCACUGCCGCCCUGCCCAAGUCCUGCAGGCAGUCAUAGAAGGGUUAACUUUUGUUGGACUGAAGGCCUGAGCCAAGUACAGAGUGUCCAUUGUGUGCCCGCCCCCUCAGGAGGAGUCACUGACUGCUGGAAUGUGACAAGGCAAAACAUUUUUACCUUGCCUUGGCUUCCCCAACUCCGUGAGUGCGUGAGCCUGUGCGUGUACUCACACGCGUGUUUUGGCAGGGGUGAAUCACAAGAGGACUCGCAGUUGACACCCAGACUCACCAAAAAACUGAACUGUGAAUUUGGGGAGGCAGUUGCAGAUCUGAUCUCUUCUGAACACCUCAUCGUGUCUCCAUCCCUGGGAAUCUGACCCUAGCAACUGGACCAUUUUGUUCUUGGAAUUUUGGGUGUCCUCUCUUCUCACCUUUCCCUUUUCCCUUUUCCCCUUCCCCCUCCUGAGAACUCCUGAAGACUGUAGAGAUUGUCAUGGAGUCCAGGGAAACCUUAAGCAGCUCCCGGCAAAGAGGGGGCGAGUCAGACUUCCUGCCGGUCUCCUCAGCCAAGCCCCCAGCUGCUCCUGGCUGUGCAGGAGAACCUUUGCUCUCCACUCCAGGACCUGGGAAGGGGAUCCCGGUGGGCGGAGAACGCAUGGAGCCAGAGGAGGAGGAUGAACUAGGCUCAGGGCGGGAUGUGGAUUCCAACUCCAACGCGGACAGUGAGAAAUGGGUGGCAGGAGAUGGUUUGGAAGAGCAGGAAUUUUCUAUCAAGGAGGCAAACUUCACAGAGGGAAGUCUGAAGCUAAAGAUUCAGACCACAAAGCGGGCUAAGAAACCCCCAAAGAAUUUGGAGAACUAUAUAUGUCCACCUGAGAUCAAGAUCACCAUCAAGCAGUCUGGGGACCAGAAGGUGUCCCGUGCUGGAAAAAACAGCAAAGCCACGAAGGAGGAAGAAAGAAGCCACUCCAAAAAGAAGCUCCUCACAGCCAGUGACCUUGCAGCCAGUGACCUCAAAGGAUUUCAGCCACAGGCUUACGAGAGGCCCCAGAAACAUUCAACUCUCCAUUAUGACACAGGCCUCCCACAGGACUUCACCGGUGACACCUUAAAACCAAAGCACCAGCAAAAAAGCAGCAGCCAGAACCACAUGGACUGGUCCACCAACUCUGACAGCGGACCUGUCACUCAGAAUUGCUUCAUCAGUCCAGAGUCUGGCAGAGAAACUGCAAGCACCAGCAAGAUCCCAGCUCUUGAGCCCGUGGCUUCCUUUGCAAAGGCCCAGGGUAAGAAAGGCAGUGCAGGGAACACGUGGAGUCAGUUGUCUAACAAUAACAAAGAUCUGCUUUUGGGAGGUGUGGCACCAUCCCCAAACAGCCACAGCUCACCAGCCCCACCCAGCAGCUCUGCUGAGUGCAGCGGGCUUCAGCCCUUGGUGGAUCAAGAUGGAGGAGGUACAAAGGAGCCCCCAGAACCACCUACUGUGGGCAGCAAGAAAAAGUCCAGUAAGAAGGAUGUGAUAAGUCAGACCAUACCAAACCCAGACCUGGAUUGGGUCAAGAAUGCCCAGAAAGCAUUUGACAAUACAGAAGGGAAAAGGGAAAGUUAUUCCACAGAUAGUGUCCAGGAGGCAUCACCAGCCAGGCAGAACGUGAGUUCUGCCAGUAAUCCUGAAAAUGACUCAAGUCAUGUCCGGAUUACUAUCCCCAUCAAGGCACCCUCUCUGGAUCCAACCAACCAUAAGAGGAAAAAGAGACAGUCCAUUAAAGCGGUGGUGGAAAAGAUCAUGCCAGAGAAAGCCCUGGCUUCUGGAAUCACUAUGAGCAGUGAAGUAGUUAACAGGAUACUUUCCAACUCUGAGGGGAGUAAGAAGGAUCCCCGUGUCCCUAAGUUGGGUAAAAUGAUAGAGAAUGAGUCCCCCUCAGUUGGCCUUGAAACUGGUGGAAAUGCUGAGAAAGUUAUCCCAGGAGGUGUGUCUAAGCCGCGGAAGCCACCCAUGGUCAUGACACCUCCAACGUGCACAGAUCACUCUCCAUCCAGAAAGCUGCCGGAAAUCCAACAUCCAAAAUUUGCUGCAAAACGAAGGUGGACUUGCAGCAAACCAAAACCCAGCACCAUGCUUCGAGAGGCAGUUAUGGCCACCUCUGAUAAACUGAUGCUGGAGCCCCCAUCUGCGUAUCCCAUCACCCCAUCCAGCCCUCUCUACACCAACACAGACAGUCUUACUGUGAUCACUCCAGUCAAAAAGAAGCGGGGACGACCAAAGAAGCAGCCUUUGCUCACAGUCGAGACGAUUCAUGAGGGAACUUCCACCAGCCCCGUCAGUCCCAUCAGCCGAGAGUUUCCUGGCACUAAGAAAAGAAAGCGACGACGCAAUUUAGCGAAGUUAGCCCAGCUAGUGCCGGGAGAGGACAAACCCAUGAGCGAGAUGAAAUUUCACAAGAAAGUUGGAAAGCUCGGCGUGUUGGAUAAGAAGACCAUCAAAACUAUCAAUAAGAUGAAGACACUCAAGAGGAAAAACAUCUUGAACCAGAUCUUGUCCUGUUCCAGCAGCGUUGCUCUGAAGGCAAAAGCUCCCCCAGAGACCAGCCCUGGGGCAGCAGCCAUUGAAAGCAAACUGGGCAAGCAGAUUAAUGUCAGCAAGAGGGGAACCAUCUACAUUGGCAAGAAGCGGGGCAGGAAGCCAAGAGCAGAGCUGCCACCCCCAUCCGAAGAACCCAAAACAGCCAUCAAGCACCCCAGGCCUGUUUCUAGCCAGCCGGAUGUUCCAGCCGUGCCUUCCAACUUUCAGUCACUUGUGGCGUCUUCACCAGCAGCUAUGCACCCACUUUCAACACAGUUAGGUGGGUCCAAUGGCAACCUGAGCCCUGCCAGCACUGAAACCAAUUUUUCAGAGUUGAAAACUAUGCCAAAUCUCCAGCCCAUCAGUGCUCUUCCAACCAAAACCCAAAAGGGAAUACACAGUGGAACCUGGAAGCUGUCUCCACCCAGACUGAUGGCCAACUCCCCUUCACACCUGUGCGAGAUUGGCUCCCUAAAGGAAAUCACGCUGUCCCCUGUGAGUGAGUCCCACAGUGAGGAGACGAUCCCCAGCGACAGCGGCAUUGGGACAGACAACAACAGCACUUCUGACCAAGCGGAGAAGAGCUCAGAAUCCCGAAGGAGGUACUCUUUUGAUUUCUGCUCCCUGGACAACCCGGAGGCCAUUCCGUCCGACACCAGCACAAAGAACCGGCAUGGCCACCGGCAAAAGCAUCUCAUUGUGGACAACUUUCUGGCCCACGAAAGCCUCAAGAAGCCAAAGCACAAGAGGAAACGGAAAAGCCUGCAAAACCGUGAUGACCUCCAGUUUCUGGCAGACCUGGAGGAGCUCAUCACCAAGUUCCAAGUGUUCAGAAUCUCCCACCGGAGUUACACCUUCUACCACGAGAAUCCAUAUCCCAGCAUUUUUCGGAUUAAUUUUGAUCACUAUUACCCGGUGCCAUAUAUCCAGUAUGACCCGUUGCUCUAUCUUCGUAGGACUUCAGACUUGAAGUCAAAGAAGAAGCGUGGUAGGCCUGCAAAAACCAAUGACACCAUGACAAAGGUGCCUUUUUUACAAGGGUUCAGCUACCCUAUUCCCAGUGGAAGUUACUAUGCACCCUAUGGAAUGCCUUACACAUCAAUGCCUAUGAUGAACCUUGGUUAUUACGGUCAGUACCCAGCUCCUUUGUACCUAUCGCACACGCUUGGAGCAGCUUCCCCAUUCAUGAGGCCAACAGUGCCACCACCUCAGUUCCAUACAAACUCCCACGUAAAGAUGUCCGGUGCAGCUAAGCAUAAAGCCAAGCAUGGAGUACACCUGCAGGGACCUGUUAGCAUGGGCCUUGGUGACAUGCAGCCUUCUCUGAAUCCUCCCAAGGUAGGCAGUGCCAGUCUGUCCAGCGGUCGGCUCCAUAAGAGGAAACACAAACACAAGCAUAAGCACAAGGAAGACCGGAUCCUAGGGACCCACGACAACCUGAGUGGUCUCUUUGCAGGCAAAGCCACAGGCUUCUCCAGCCACAUCCUGAGCGAGCGGCUGAGUAGCGCAGACAAAGAGCUCCCGCUGGUGAGUGAGAAGAACAAGCAUAAGGAGAAACAGAAGCACCAGCACAGUGAAGCCGGCCACAAAGCUUCUAAGAACAACUUCGAGGUGGACACCUUGUCUACACUGUCACUUUCCGACGCCCAGCAUUGGACACAGGCCAAGGAAAAAGGAGACUUGAGCAGUGAGCCUGUGGACUCCUGCACAAAAAGAUACUCUGGCAGUGGCGGGGAUGGUGGCAGCACGAGAUCGGAGAACCUGGACGUGUUCAGUGAAAUGAACCCUUCGAAUGACAAGUGGGACAGUGACGUGAGUGGGAGUAAAAGGAGGAGCUAUGAAGGCUUUGGAACGUACAGGGAAAAGGACAUCCAAGCCUUCAAGAUGAACCGCAAGGAGAGAAGUUCUUAUGACUCCUCCAUGUCUCCAGGGAUGCCAAGUCCCCACUUAAAAGUGGACCAGACAGCAGUGCAUAGUAAGAACGAAGGCUCAGUGCCCACCAUGAUGACCAGGAAGAAGCCAGCCGCAGUUGACAGUGUUGCAAUUCCACCAGCCCCAGUGUUAUCUCUCCUUGCUGCAUCCGCAGCAACAUCGGACGCAGUUGGCUCCUCCCUGAAGAAGAGGUUCAAGCGGCGGGAGAUCGAAGCCAUCCAGUGCGAAGUGCGGAAGAUGUGCAACUACACCAAGAUCCUAUCCACCAAGAAGAACUUGGACCACGUGAACAAGAUCCUGAAGGCCAAGCGGCUGCAGAGACAAUCAAAAACAGGCAACAACUUCGUGAAGAAGAGGCGCGGGCGUCCCAGGAAGCAACCCACCCAGUUCGAUGAGGACUCCAGAGACCAAAUGCCGGUGCUGGAAAAAUGCAUCGACCUGCCCAGCAAAAGGGGCCAGAAGCCCAGCCUGAGCCCGCUGGUGCUGGAGCCCGCCGCCAGCCAAGACACCAUCAUGGCCACCAUCGAAGCGGUCAUCCACAUGGCCCGGGAGGCGCCGCCCCUGCCCCCGCCACCCCCACCGCCCCUACCGCCACCGCCGCCACCGCCCCUACCCCCACCACCCCCUCUACCCAAGACCCCCCGAGGCGGAAAGAGGAAACACAAACCGCAGGCCCCCGCUCAGCCCCCGCAGCAGCCGCCCCCGCAGCAGCCCCUUCCCCAGGAAGAGGAGGUGAAAGCCAAAAGGCAGAGGAAGUCCCGAGGGAGUGAGAGCGAGGUCCUUCCCUAGGGCGGGUCUGGGCGUCUGCACCUGGGGCCUAGGGAACUGAUACGUGGAAAGCGCAGUGGGCGGGGGCGGAAUCCCCGGCUGCAGGGACACCCACGCCCUUCUCUCCAGAAGCCGGGCAGGCAGAAUCCGGCCAGACGACGGGCUGAGCCAUCAGGAGCUCUAAGGAAAGCAAAGCAGGGAGACACCUUCAGAAGAAGCUUGUCAGCUUCACCGCAGCUCCCACCACGCGGCGCUUCAGUACGGCUGGAUCGUCCGCAGGCGAGCGGAAGGCCCCCAGGAGGAGCAGGAUGGUGGCGCUCUCCUGACCUCCCGCUGCCAAAGUGCGCCCUCGACUCCGAUUUCAUUUGCUGGCCAGGAAAAUCGAAAGGGAAACACCCUCAAUUAGGAAACAUUCCAAGGGGAGAAAAGCUGCAAAUUGCUCAACUGGCAUUGCUGUAACCCGUUCCAUUCAAUUGGUUUUUAUUUCUUUUGAUUUUCAAGCUCUGCUAAGCUUUGGGGUACCAACGUCAUCUUCAGGUGACCUGAAUCUUUCCCUUAACCGUACAGUUUCUCAGAUGGAAUUGUGUGAUCAGAAGGUGGAGUUCUAGUGAUAGGCGACCUUAGACCCGCAUUCAUGUUCUGUGUGCCUCUUCUGUCGCACAUACACUGAUUUUUAGCGUUGUCUAUUCCUACUUUUCCUUUGCCCGUUGUACUUCCAUAUAUCUUUUCAUUGACGUACUUGCUGCUUUUUUUUUUUUUUUUAAUCUUGGUACACAUUUAAAUAAUACAAUUCUUAACCUGUGCUGUAAAGUUCAACCUUGGCAUGCUGUUCCAAGAACCUGGCUUUGAAUCCCAAUCAUUGUGAAACAUACUCAGUAUUGAUAAAACCUUUUUAAUAAGUUACGCAGAGCAGCCAAGGAUAUGUUGACCCAGAUGUCAACCAGGCUAUUUUUAUACUUAAAACAUGUCAGCAGAGCAGAGGCAGAAUAAAAUGGUUUUAAUACCCCACAGCAAAUAGAAUAACUUGACAAGCCACCAAAAACUGACACCCCAGACCCACCAGAAAGACAAGUGUCUAGCAAUGCCCUGGUACCUGAUCUUUUUCAUACGAAUAAUUGUCAUAGGUUGUUCAAAAAAAAAAAGGAAACAAAAAGACAAUAGAAGAAGUCCAUUAUCCCUGGAUAAUUAUUUCUUAAAAGCAAAUGGGAGUAAGUGUUCUUAUCUGGAAAAAUAAAUAAAUAAAAUGCUCAAAGGGUAUCACCACUUCAAUUAUAUCAAGCCACCUUGGACAAAGUAUCCAAAUUGUGGUUGCCUUAAAUAAACUAAAACAUUAUUGUACAUAAUGUAAUUAUAAAUCUAUCAGUCUGCAUGGAUGCAAACUGUGUGUGACAAAUCGUCUUUUAAAUGGUCAAUUUCAGCUGUACAUUUCUCAUCCAAGUUGUACUCUAACCAUUGGUUUAGCGUGGACAGAUAUUCCAUCUCUAUUAUCCAUUUCCACAGCCCGAAUAAAAUAUGUUAAGCAGGCUCAGAAUGAAUACGAAGAAUUCCAUUUCCGUAGAUGUUUUCUAAAAGUCAGAUUGUGGAAAUUUCAAAUAAGUAUUUUCAAUUUCCUCCCUCACUCCCCCUUACCUUCCCCAAGACAUCAAACACCUGGCAUGGUAGAUUAUAGAAAGAGACACUGAGAGAGAGAAUUAAAUUUUCUAAUGGGAAUUAGAAUAUCUGGUUUACCUCCAAAUUAAGUUUCUUUACGGGAAGUUGGGACCAGCUGGAAAUUGUAUUAUCAUUUCAGAACACAAUAUUAUUUCCUUAGAGAGAGAGAGGGAUUUUUGUUGGCAACGUAAGAGAAUAAGUGAUGGGGUAUCUAUGUGAGUAAAUUUUUAAAUUCCAAGUUCAUGUGCUUGCAAACAUUACUGCUCCGUUAUGGCACCAAGAGUUGGUUGAAAUUACCCACAGAGUCAUACUAUUGUGCUCUGUCACCAUGGACUUCACAUCAUUUGCUGCCCGCUAGGUCAGUCGCAUUUAAUACUAGCAAUAUGUAAAUUUAAAGGACGGCAUUCCCCUCUACUUUAAAGCUUAUAUUCUAGAUACUCAGUUUGUGACCUUGGUUGACCUUUGGCAUUUCACACAAGUUAAACAGCAAAAUCAAAGCAGCCAUUUUUAAUUCGUCAUUCCCAAGCCCUGUCUGAGUGGUUCCAAAGUCACCUGAGAGGAAGGUUUAAAUUAGCCCCUCUCACCCCACCAUUGCUAAGAAACAGCAACCAUUUUCAUUCCAAUUCAGCCAUAAAGAGGUUUCUCUUCCUGGGUUUUGAAAUCAUUUCCUUCUUUCUUUCGUUUGCCCUUCCUCCUUCCUGUGUUGUACUGUCUCUCCAGCCACGUCUAUAAGCAGACUCAACCUUCUUGCAGAGGAAGAUGAGCUGGCACUCUGCAAACUUCUUUAAUAAGGACCCAAAGUUUAAUUGACAUUAACCUCUAGUAGGUGAGAAAUUCCAAAAAAGCUUUGGGGUACAUUAGAAUUUCCAAAGCCCUGAAAGAUAUUUCAGGAGAUUUAACAGCAGAGUUGCAACUUACACGUGAAUUCUGGUCUAUAGUGGUCAUGUGAGUUAAAUUCGAAUCCCCUACUUGUAUGACCCUAGGAAUAGACUGGAAUACUGCAGAGGACCAAAGCUGAGGCAUGCGAAACAGCCGCUUGGAGGCGGAAGCAAGUUCGGUCACCUACACAGCUUCCUCUCUCCACCACCCAGUUCCUCUCUCAGUAUCACAUUAUGUUAUUCUGCUUUUCAUUUACCUAACUCAUCAGUACAACCAUUUCCUUAUUCUCUAACUACCCCCAAUUCCUUUAGCCUCUCCCCACCUGUCCAAACUCAGCUCAGCCGUGGGCCAAUGCAGCUUACAGACAGUUGGCAGUUGGUUGCAGAGCUGGGAAGAAAACCCAACUCUCCUGACCCUGAUGGUGGAGGUCUCUGGGCCCCCCAACACUGUCUUCUGGGUGGGGCUGCUUUUUUUUUUUUUUUUUUUUUGAGAAGAGGUCAUUUGGGAUACAUGGUACUCCAUAUACAGCUUCACAAAAUAUUUCAUUAUAAAAGAAACCCCUUGAUUUUUAUUUCUCUGGUUUUUUUGUUUGUUUGUUUGUUUUGGUUUUGGUUUUAGUUUUUGUUUUCUGGAUGACCUGACUUCAGUAAGCAGAUGCGGACCCACUUGUAAGGAGUCUGGUUGGUGAUGAGAAAAGGAUGAAAUCUAGAUACAAAAGCCUCCUUGAAGGUGAUGAUGGUUCUUUAAUCCACUUGGCUAAGUGUCUGGAAGAGCUACUUACUCUUCCACCCCUCAUCUCAAAUGAGAGGAACAGAAGUUUAACUUCUUCAAAUAGCCCAGCUCUGGCGAAAACCCAAGGAAGAAAGGUCAAAGGAAAGGAAAGCAUGUCAGGGGCUGGUUUGUGACUUGGCAGGACCAGGAAUCAGCAGCCACUAACAACCCAGAGAAGGUGACUAAGGGCUGGCAGAAGAUUAGCAUGUUAAUUUGGCUGCUGUCCGGAGUAGGAGGCCAUGUUCAAUGGCAGUCAGAAUUUGUGUUCUGCACAUUGCUGGGUCUAUAAAUAUGAUAAGCAAGUGGUGACAGAAUUAUAGUAUAAGGUGAUGUACUACAUGCAGAUCAUAAAGGAUUUGGUUUUAAGACUUAAGUAGAAAAUCCCUCUUGUAGCUUAUUACCCAACAAUAUUCAGAUAAUGAGCUUUUGGAGAAUAUUUUUUUCCUAUCACUAGAAAGAUUUACCUGGGAACUGUCUAAAGUCUAUACACAUAUUUCCAAAGCCUUUAAAUACCAACUGCAGCAUGGAGAGAGAGGGGUGGCAGAAGCUGAAAUGCCUCAAAAGCCAUUUAAGUGUUACGUUGCAGGAUUUUCAGUCCUUCUUGUUAUGUAAAAGUAGAUAAAUAUAGACGUUAUUCUCAACUCUACCCUAUAGUAUCACAGUGGUCCAAAUGCCAGAGCUUACAGAUAAUGUCAUCACAGUGCCUAGAAACUCGAACUGUAAUAUACCGUAGCAUUUUCUUGGUGUUUCUUAAAGUUUCUUUCCACAAUACAAGGUCCUCUCUGCCUCUUGUUUCUUGGAGAGUUCACCCCACUGAUGAGUCUUCCUUCCCUGUUGGACUCAGUCAUUUGGGGAACAGUCUUAGAAGCACAUAUCAACCAAGGAAGAAACUUCCUGGAUAUCUAUUGCCCACUUGCCCAGGUCUGAUAAACACUAAAGGGGGGAAAUUGAAAGGAGCUGCCAACUGGUCAACGUGGAAGGGCAGUUCCACCCUAGAUUGGUGUCUUUCUUUUUCUUCCUUUUUUUAAAAAAAAAAAAAAAUCUAUUUCUUAAAUAAUAAUAAAUGCACAUGAUGUGUUAAAUAUGUACAUAUAUAUUUCAAAAGAAAAAAAUGGGGCACAAGAUUGUCUUACAAGUCGUGCUGGCUAAUUUUUAGUUUGUAUUCAUAAGUGGUUUUUAAAAGCCUUUUUUAAAGUGUAAUUUGCAUGUUCUACUUUGAUUGUAUGUAAACAUAUUUUAGAACAAAAAAUGUAUUUGUAUUUUAUUGAAUAUAGAGGCAAGAAAAUUGUACAUUGUUUGAAAUGUUCUUUUUGUAACAGUUUUUAUUCAUAAAGCAUUUUUGUACAUUUAAAAUGAACAUGGACUUGCUGUUAUUUGAGGCGUAGAUACAUCUAGCAUGCUUACUGUCAUGCUCCUCCAUGGUCUUAGAUGUUGGGUUUUAAACAUUUUUUUCUAAAAGAAAGCUCAGUCUUUUUCGCUACCAGAUCAGGUUAGCACAGUAUAGAGCACUUAACUAUUAAAAAAAAAAAAAAAAAAGUUAAUCCUAUUCAUAUGUUAUUCAUUGUGUGAAAUUAAAGACAUUCAAUUCAGUCUAA
Messenger RNA from Macaca mulatta (Rhesus monkey), 12664 nucleotides. RefSeq names its product SET binding protein 1 (gene SETBP1). Gene Ontology annotation, cellular component: nucleoplasm. NCBI's taxonomy places the organism in Eukaryota, Metazoa, Chordata, Mammalia, Primates, Cercopithecidae. Gene Ontology annotation, molecular function: DNA binding; histone H3K4 methyltransferase activity. Gene Ontology annotation, biological process: regulation of DNA-templated transcription. The record is from RefSeq and is a predicted model, not a curated record.